UCCAACGCGUGCAAGAUCAAUAAUCAAGAGAUGCAGAACUACCGAGCCAUCGCAGCGUCGAAAAAAGCCCAGCAAUGGGCCAAGAUCCCAAAAGCCUGGCGACUUCCCACAGAAAGACUCCAGGAUGCGAAUAACGUCAUGGACAUACCGCUUACAUGUGGAUUAUUGAACGAGACGGAAGCCAGCAUUACUUCUGACUACGACGCAACCGCUCUUCUCGGACAGCUGAAAGCUGGGGUAUGGUCGGUGGAGGAAGUGACGAUAGCUUUUUGUAAACGGGCUGCUAUUGCGCAGCAACUGACGAAUUGUCUAACGGAGACAUUCUUCGACGAUGCUAUUGAACGAGCGAAGAAACUCGACCUGGAAUACCACGCAAAGUCCAGCGGGAAAGCCCUCCCGCCACUGUUUGGGCUGCCCAUCUCGCUCAAGGAUAGCUUUCAGGUUCGUGGAUACGAUACUUCCACAGGGCUGGGUUGCUAUGUGGGCGAGUUAGCAGAGGAUAACAGCGCGCUUGCUGCUAUGCUGCUUGAUUUGGGAGCGGUUCUUUACUGCAAAACCAAUCUACCACAGUCGAUUAUGACGGGCGAUAGUGACAAUAAUGUUUUUGGAAGGACUUUGAACCCUCGCAAUAAGCUUCUUACUGCAGGUGGAAGUACAGGAGGCGAAGGUGCCCUCCUUGCGCUUCGAGGCAGCGUUCUCGGUGUCGGGACGGAUAUUGGUGGCAGCAUUCGGGUCCCAUCAGUCUGCAAUGGAGUCUAUGGAUUCAGGCCUAGCGUAGGUCUGAUUCCUCAUGGUGGGGUGCGAGACCUCACCCCGCCAGGGACAGAUGGUGUACGUUCGACAGCUGGGCCCCUAUCAACCUCACUGCGGGAUUGCUCGCUCUUUCUGAAGUCGAUACUCCAAGCAGACACUUGGAAGUACGACAGCACUUCGAUCUCGGUUCCAUGGAUAGAUCUUGAACCUAGGCACAAGCUUCGGAUCGGUGUUGCUCUAAAUGACGGCGUCUAUACUCCAUCACCGCCGGUCAGACGGGGCUUGAAGCAGGCGGUCGAUCUUCUCCAUGGACAUAACGACAUUCAACUCAUUCCUAUCAACCUGCCCGACGUCAAAUCGCACUGCCAAGGCCAUAUCAGCUAUAUGACACUACUAGGAAGUGAUCACUAUUACGAGCAAUUCGCGCGAACAGAUGAGCCAGUGGUCCCAUCUCUCAAAGCCAUCGGCCUUCUAUCAGUACCAGGAAAGACAUUGCAGGGAUUUUUUGAUUUGAACGUCCGCCGAGCCGAAGCCGCAAAAACGUACCUCAAACUAUUUCGCGACAACGAUUUAGAUGCGAUUCUAAUGCCUCCUGCACCGCAUACGGCAGUUCCUUUGGAUUGCUGGAAAACAGCGACAUAUACUGGCUUGUGGAACUAUCUCGAUUAUCCUGCUAUUGUGAUUCCAGUAAACCAAGUGCGUGACAUAGACUCCGCUGAUGAUUUGAGCAAUGCCAAAUUCGGUGCGGAUGACGAGCAGCUCUACAGUCUUUAUACCGGCCCGGAGCAGUACAAGGACGCACCGGUUUGUGUUCAGGUCGUUGGAUAUAGGCACAAGGAUGAGGCCUUGAUAAGGGCGGCAGCUGCACUGGACUCGAUUAUUAAUAAAAUCUAG
Messenger RNA from Lachnellula hyalina, 1647 nucleotides. Its product is annotated as putative amidase. The transcript is spliced from 4 exons. The annotation marks the transcript as partial. NCBI's taxonomy places the organism in Eukaryota, Fungi, Ascomycota, Leotiomycetes, Helotiales, Lachnaceae. The record is from RefSeq and is a predicted model, not a curated record.